AUGAGCUCCAUUGCGACAGCAUUCAAAUAUGCCUACAACAAUGGAUCUGGAUCGGAUCUAGCUGCAGUGUUCACCCCGAUCGCGCCGCCAGAUGACCCUAACCGACUACGUGCAUUUUACCAGCUUUCCAACGCCGCAUCUGUAUCCCUGGACCUGCCUUACCUUCUGUUUCAUGGCAAAAGCCCCAAGCUUCCCAAGAGCGAGCAGAACGCCUGGGUGGAGAUAUUCGCUGCCUACUGGGAGGCCGUAGGUGAAGUUCUCAAGUGCGAGGAUCGCAGUCCGGGUGCCAGCGUUAUCACACUUUUCAACGCCUGGAAGAAAUUGGCCAACACAGUUAUCAGAGGUUACUCGGGAUCUGGAAGUCUUCCUGCUUGGACGAUCCCAUGUCUCUACAAAGUUGGAAAGUACCUGCGCAUCUUUGCGAUCAACGCCGAUGUUGAAGCAGCAUCGCAAGGAACGGCCGUACUUGGAUUCCAAGAGGAAAUCUCACCUGAGGUGGACAAGAAUGCCAACUUGGAAGAAGCUGCUCGGGUUAUCAACCGGAUGUUUACUCUUUGCCUGAGUGACAGAGCCGCCAUUGAAGAGUCGCGCAAGUGGGGUAUCUACAACAUGACCAACCUUCUCUUCAAGAUCUACUUCAAGAUCAAUUCCGUCGGCCUCACCAAGAACAUUCUCCGCGCCAUUCAGGCCUCAGCGGCCGACCUGCCCUCGCCUGAUGCCUUCCCCAAGUCUCACAUUGUCACUUUCAAGUAUUACGUUGGUGUCAUCCACUUUUUGGAGGAGAACUACGCAGAGGCAGAGGAACAUCUGACAUGGGCUUGGAAAAUGUGUCACCACGGCGCCACCAAGAAUCGAGAGCUGAUUCUCACCUACCUUAUCCCAUGCCACCUGGUGACUACCCAUACCCUACCCAGCAAGAACCUUCUCACGCAGUUCCCACGCCUCGAGGGAAUUUUCCGACCUCUUUCAAACUGCAUUCGCAAAGGCGAUUUGACUGGCUUUGACCAGGCCAUGGCAGCCGGCGAGGAGGAGUUAGUUAAAAGGCGCAUUUACCUGCCCUUGGAACGUGGCCGUGAUAUUGCCUUGCGCAAUCUGUUCCGCAAGGUCUUCUUGGCUGGUGGCUUCGAAGAGCCAAAGGACGGCCAGCCACCAGUUCGGCGGACCCGUGUCCAUGUGAAUGAGUUUGCAGCCGCCCUCCGCAUCGGCACCCCUACUAGCGGCCAAUUCCGGGUUGAUAUCGAUGAGGUGGAGUGCUUGUUGGCCAAUCUCAUAUACAAGGGACUGAUGAAAGGAUACAUUGCGCGUGACCGUGGCAUCAUUGUUUUGAGCAAAGGUGGCAAUGUGUUCCCGGGAACUGGUGUCUAG
Penicillium salamii is the source of this 1365-nucleotide messenger RNA. Lineage: Eukaryota; Fungi; Ascomycota; Eurotiomycetes; Eurotiales; Aspergillaceae. The record is from the annotation of a GenBank genome assembly.